UUACCAUUUCAAGCUCGUGGUGUGGCAUCGCUAUCCUGUUUCCCAACAAGCUCUCCUCCUCCCUUUAAAUUCGUUUCCCAAGCCACCUCUCUGCCUCUCCGCUUAUUCCCCAUCGACGUCUCCGCUUGAAUUGAUUGGAGCUCUAACUUCUUAGAAUUUCAUUGAGUUUUAUCAGCAUUGUGUGGAGAUGGAAGCCACUGGUGGAUAAAUAUUGCCUAACUUCAUGGUUGUUUGUGGUCACAGGGAAAUGUGUGGUCCGCUGAACUAUUCUAACAAGUUGAAUCGAAUUCCAAAACACUGUCUGUCAAUUCAUUUGUACAUUUUUCAGAGUAGCGGCUCUGGAAUGGCAUUUGAGACAGCGGCGAAAAAACCUGAGGCUUCAUUGAAAUCUUCACAUAUUCAAGCAUCUUUCAUACCUUUGUCUCUUAAAAUUCCUAUUAAUGAUGCAUAUCAUGAAUCACUAUAUAAACAAAGAGCAUCAUGAACUAUUGCUCUUCAAUAUCUGAUAUUGUUAGAUGCUGUUUGUCAGCAUCAGUUGGAGAUUCUGUUGUUAAGCGAGCAAACUAACUUGGACGGAUCCAUUGAAGUAAUUUCAGUUACCUAGAAAGCUAAGUUAAGGAUGCCUGACCUUGCUAGUGUUAUGAAACGGGUGGCUGAAUCUGAGUUGUGUUUCUCUACUGCUGUUCAACAUAACACAAAAGUUUCUAGCUGGUUAAACCAACAUUCACCACAUGACUCAUUCUGUUCAAUAAUACCUGGUUUACCUGAUGAUGUUGCAAUGUUCUGCCUUGCACUCAUUCCUCGAAAAUACCUCCCUGUUAUGGGUGCUGUUUGUAGGAGAUGGAGGAUGUUCAUUCAAAGCAAGGACUUUAUUCCUGUGAGGAAGGAAACUGGUAUGCUUGAGGAGUGGCUCUAUUUCUUAACUAUUGAUUUAGAUGGUAAAGGGAGCCACUGGGAAGUCAUGAGCUCAUUAGAAGGCAAAACCUGGAUGCUUCCACCAAUGCCAGGUUCAGUAAAAACUGGUUUUGGCACAGUUGUUUUUGAUGGAAAGCUGUUGAUUAUUGGAGGAUUUUCUGUGGAUGGUGGAGUUCAAAGUGCUUCAGCCGAUGUCUAUCAAUAUGAUGCUCGGUUGAACAGGUGGAGCACGCUAGCAAAUAUGAAGGUUGCUCGCUACGAAUUUGCCUGCACAGAACUCAACGGUAUGAUCUACGCGGUAGGCGGCUAUGGAUCCGACGGUGAGAGCCUCUCGAUCGCCGAGGUCUACGACCCCGACACGAACGAAUGGACUCUGAUCGAAAACCUCCGGCGACCCAGAUAUGGUUGCUUCGCCUGUAGCUUCGGGGGCAAGCUCUACGUUAUGGGUGGCCGAUCGACUUUCACCAUAGGCCACCCGAGGUUUGUGGAUGUGUACAACCCCAAGGGGCACUCUUGGUGCGAGAUGAAAAAUGGGGGAUGUGUGAUGGUCGUCGCUCAUGCUGUGCUGGGAAAGCAGCUCUUUUGCCUGGAGUGGAAGAAUCAGAGGAUGCUCGCCAUCUUCGAUCCCGAGGACAACUCUUGGAGGAAGAUUCCGGUGCCACUCACUGGCAGCUCCACGAUUGAUUUUCAGUUUGGGAUUCUGGACGAAAAGCUGCUGCUGUUUUCGCUGGAGGACCAUCCUGGGUAUCAGACGCUGAUUUAUGAUCCAGCUGCUCCUGUGGGAUCGGAGUGGCGAACUUCUUCCUUGAAGCUAUCAGGUCCUUGUCUUUGCACUGCAACCAUUAAAGCUUAGAACUUUAGUUGCUGUUAUUUAUCAUAUUUUAGUUCUGUAAUGUUCGUGUAACAACUGCUCUUAUAUUCCAACCAGCUACUGCCGCUGAUGCUGUACGCAUCAUAUGUGCUGUUGGUGUUCGUGUGCGUUACAUGCUGUAUUGCACAAUGCUCGUUGGUUUCCUUUAUUUUUUAUGACCAUUUUCUGCUUUUUCUAUAAAGAAUAAAGGAAAAUUUGCAUGCAUAUCACACAAUUCUUAUAUAUUUACAUGUCUAACAUCUAAACUUGAAAUUUUCAUAUGUGCCGCUUUACCCAUGCAUAAAUAGGUGUGUUCACUGUUUUAAAGUUAAAAUAAUGGUCUUUUUGAUGUGAUAUGAAAGAUUUGGGUGGUAUGAAUG
Phalaenopsis equestris is the source of this 2145-nucleotide messenger RNA. Its product is annotated as F-box/kelch-repeat protein At1g67480. The record is from RefSeq and is a predicted model, not a curated record. The transcript has 4 exons. Gene Ontology annotation, molecular function: protein binding. Lineage: Eukaryota; Viridiplantae; Streptophyta; Magnoliopsida; Asparagales; Orchidaceae. The coding region runs from base 620 to 1768 and encodes 382 amino acids.